CUCCCGGGCCCCGUGCGGAAGAAGUUGUUUGCUUGCAGAUGUUGAUGCCCAAGAAGAACCGGAUUGCCAUCUACGAACUCCUCUUUAAGGAAGGCGUGAUGGUUGCCAAGAAAGAUGUCCAUAUGCCCAAACACCCCGAGCUGGCCGACAAGAACGUGCCCAACCUUCACGUGAUGAAGGCCAUGCAGUCUCUCAAAUCUCGAGGCUACGUGAAGGAGCAGUUUGCCUGGAGACAUUUCUAUUGGUACCUCACCAACGAGGGCAUCCAGUAUCUCCGAGAUUACCUCCACCUGCCUCCGGAGAUUGUGCCCGCCACCCUGCGCCGCAGCCGUCCCGAGACUGGCAGGCCUCGGCCCAAAGGUCCAGAGGGUGAGCGGCCUGCAAGAUUCACAAGAGGGGAGGCAGACAGAGACACCUACAGAAGGAGCGCCGUGCCUCCUGGUGCUGACAAGAAAGCCGAGGCUGGGGCCGGCUCAGCGACGGAAUUCCAGUUUAGAGGCGGCUUCGGUCGUGGACGUGGUCAGCCCCCACAGUGAAGUUGCAGAGUGUGUUGUGAAU
Molecule: messenger RNA, 558 nt
Organism: Acomys russatus (golden spiny mouse)
Lineage: Eukaryota; Metazoa; Chordata; Mammalia; Rodentia; Muridae
Gene: Rps10
Product: ribosomal protein S10
Exons: 5
Coding region: 39-536 (165 amino acids)
Cellular component (GO): cytosolic small ribosomal subunit
Molecular function (GO): RNA binding; structural constituent of ribosome
Source: RefSeq, a predicted model, not a curated record